Messenger RNA from Acanthoscelides obtectus, 879 nucleotides. The record is from the annotation of a GenBank genome assembly. NCBI's taxonomy places the organism in Eukaryota, Metazoa, Arthropoda, Insecta, Coleoptera, Chrysomelidae.
AUGAGUAUCUUAAAUAUCCGCAAAAACACAGCUAAUUAGUUGGGUAUUGCACAUAUGAGCCUGGGAGUAGGUACAAAAAUGAGCCAUCGUAGUUGCGUAAGCCUCUUACACUUUGUGGGCUUUAAAAAGACCGAAUUGCAACGUUGUACUAUUGUACUAAAUGUAACCUGCCAAAAUCACGUAACCUUUUUAAUACUAUUUUGAUCACUUACCAGUAAUUUGAAUUUAUCUUUAUUAACUGUAGAGUGCCGAUUCCUAGGCCGAACCCUCAGUAUUGUUUGGAAAUCUUCUGGAUACUGAUAUUAUAGUAUUAUUAACGAAAUUUCCUCAUAAAAUAUCGUUCGUCUCUUCUAGAGUUGGUUUCCUAGCGUCCACCCAGGGGGGUGAAACGGCUUAUGGACGAACUGGCAACACCAGGGUCAUUCUCUUCAGGCACAAAACACAUAAAUCUCCAGGCAAAAUCUAGGACACUUUCUUACCAACAGAGUUUGGUUUUUGACAAACGACGGUUUGACUUUCCCUGGGAACUUCCAUUUAGUUUUCAAACUGUGUUUUGAUUCGGAGCAGCAUGGUACAGAAGACCAACUGGAAGAAUUUACAAAUACGCAAAAAGAAAUUCUUUUAAAAGGAGUGGUGAUACUAAUAAAGGUCAUAUAUCAACAAAUGAGAAAUUCAAGACAGCUAAAGUCAGGUAAUGUUUUUUUAUAUAGUCCAGCACUCUUCAUCCAUUGAAUUGUCUAUUUACUUCCAUUAACCAUAUACUACUGUGAUAUUAUACCUAAACAAUAUUUUUUUUUUGUUUGGUGGUUGCAACUUCCUUCGGAGGGGGAAGUUGGACGAAGAAUAAUUAUUAAUUUUGUUACUUCCUGUAACGUUAAA